This is a messenger RNA of Psilocybe cubensis, 3768 nucleotides long. RefSeq lists its product as uncharacterized. Gene Ontology annotation, biological process: microtubule-based movement; mitotic spindle assembly. Gene Ontology annotation, cellular component: spindle microtubule; nucleus. The transcript is spliced from 9 exons. The record is from RefSeq and is a predicted model, not a curated record. The coding region runs from base 1 to 3768 and encodes 1255 amino acids. NCBI's taxonomy places the organism in Eukaryota, Fungi, Basidiomycota, Agaricomycetes, Agaricales, Agrocybaceae. Gene Ontology annotation, molecular function: ATP binding; microtubule binding; plus-end-directed microtubule motor activity.
AUGGCUGCCCGCCGUCCGGUCACUUCUCGUGCGCGAGUAAACAACAAUCUCAACCCCAUGCCGCCACCGCAACAGCUGCAACGCCCAAAGUCUGUCAUGUCCCGGCCGCCUUCUGCCUCUUCGCAGAGGGUUUCUUCUGAUAUUCAGGAAUCGUCCGGAACCUCAUCUAAACGCCAGGGAGACGAUGGAGACACUAAUAUUCAAGUAAUUUUGCGUUGUCGUGCCCGUUCUCAGCGAGAAAUCGACGAAGAACAAACGGUCAUUGUCGAUAUUGACGGAGAGAAGGCCAAAGAACUAAUUAUACAGACUGCCAAAUCCAACUCCAGUCUAGGAAUGCAUACUCGAGCGCCUACACGGACUUAUACAUAUGAUAUUGUUUUUGGUCCAGAAGCUACUCAAAGCAUGGUUUUUCACGACGUUGUUGCACCUAUGGUGAAGGAGGUUACAGAGGGAUACAACUGUACUGUGUUUGCAUACGGGCAAACGGGAACAGGAAAAACGUAUACCAUGCAGGGAGAAUUGGCGCCAUCUCCUGUAGGUGGGCCCGCUGUUAGUGCGGGAAUCAUACCGCGCGUCCUGUUUCGUCUGUUUCAUGAGCUUGAAAAAGCGCAUACGGACUUCAUCGUCAAGAUCUCCUAUAUUGAACUUUAUAAUGAAGAACUACGUGACCUGCUUGCCGCUGAACUUUCAGCCCCAUCUACUCUCACUCAACCAAUGGGGAAGGACGCCAAAGGGGGCGAACAAAAGCUUAAUAUCUUUGACGAUGUCAACAAACGCGGUGUUAUCAUCCAAGGCUUGGAAGAAAUCCCGGUGAAAGACUCGAAGCAGGCACUGGCUCUACUUACCAAAGGCAGUGAACGGAGGCAGAUCGCUGCUACGAAUUUUAACGAACACUCUAGUCGCUCUCACUCGAUUUUCUCCAUCACUGUUCAAAUUAAAGAACCCUCAGCUGCUGGGGAUGAUUUAAUCAAAAUUGGAAAGCUUAACUUGGUGGAUCUGGCUGGUUCUGAAAACAUUGGACGUUCCGGCGCCGAAAAUAAGAGAGCAAGAGAAGCUGGUAUGAUCAAUCAAAGUUUGCUCACCCUUGGUCGAGUGAUAAAUGCGCUGGUGGAUAAAUCCCAGCACGUCCCUUAUCGAGAGUCCAAAUUAACUCGACUUCUUCAAGACUCCCUCGGAGGGCGUACGAAGACAUGUAUCAUUGCCACGAUAUCACCAUCUAGUCUCAACUACGAGGAAACCAUCUCUACCCUGGAUUAUGCUCUUCGCGCCAAAUCUAUACGAAAUAAGCCCGAGGUCAACCAACGUAUGACGCGCAACUCGCUUCUCAAGGAUUAUAUCAUUGAGAUCGAACAGCUUAAAGCUGACCUUCUUGCUGCUCGCGAGAAGAACGGUAUAUAUUUCUCUGAGGAGACCUGGAAACAGCGCGUGGCGGAAAGCGAACUACGCGAAACAGAACUGAUCGAAGCGAAGAAGCAGGUCACGAUCAUUGAGAACCAGAUGCGAGCCGUUCGCGAUGAAUACGAUCAAAGCAUAGCUUUGCUCAAGCGCCGGGAGGAAGAGUUAGAAGAGACGAGAGGAGUGCUCAAACAAACAGAGAACAAUCUACGCCAACGCGAGGUGGAGCUUGCUCAUAUGACUGAACAAUAUGAGAAGGAGGUUGUUGUUCGUAAAGCCCAUCAGCAGACUGAGGCUUCUAUCAACGGUGUUGCAUUGGGGCUCAAAAAGGUCACUGAAGAAAGUCUGCGUGAUCUUGGAGGCGCCUUUGAGAAACUGGAUCGCAAAAACAAUGUUUUUGCGUCAAAUAGACGUAUUGUCUCGGAGAACGAAGAGCUUAUCCGCGCAUACGCAGAUGCACUUAUGAAAAAAUUGACUGAGCUUGACCAGCUUAUGAAGUCGUUAAGGGGGAACGUCGAAGAAGAAAAUACAAUGCAUCUCUCUUCCCAGCAACAGGCAAUAAUUGCACAAGUGGAAAAGGUUAAUGUCCACUUUGAAGGCGCCCAAGAUCUAUUUCAACAGAUCGAGAAGUAUGAAGGUGCCGGUGAACGCAUUCUAUCCAACUUUAAAGACCAACUAAACAAGGCAUAUUCGUCCUUCACCUCGGAGGUGUCUUCCUGGUCCGAGAAGGCGACUACAGAGUGCACACAGUAUUCAAACAAUGCCAUGGAGAUCGGCAUCGGACAACUUGACAUAUUGGAGGAAUCCAUAUCCAUUCUGACAUCGCUCUUGAACCGAAUAUCUCGCGACGUGCAAAUCUAUCUUCAUGACGAACGUGCCUCCCUGACAGAGUUGCGAAAACUAGCGGAAACAUCUACCGCCCAGGAGCUGCAAUAUCUCCAACGCCAGAAUGAAAUAUUGGCAGAAAUGUUGAUUAAUGAGCGAAAAGCAGCGGAUAAGGCCAAGAAUGAUCUACUUCAGCGCGUUUCGGGGCUUUUGGGUGACUUCUUGCAACAACGCGACGAGUCGCUGAGGGAAUCCGUCGGCAGCUUGCAGCGCAGUAAUGCGGAGGUCACAGCACUUCUGAAAGCGACCUGUGAACGUCAAUCCGAUCUGUACAAUAACCUAUCAACUACAAAUGGGGAGUUGCAAAGCCAGAUGGGGCAGGCAAACGAAGAAGGCAAUGAAGAGAAAGAGAAGACAAUUCAGAAUACUGCCACGGCAAAAGCAAAAAUUGGUACAUCACUAAAGGAAGUUGAAACUGCGAUGACCAGCUCAAUAACUUCCCAUUCCACGUGGGCAAACCGUCAGAUACGUUCUAUGGGCAAAUCUUUGAAUAGUGCUUUCGAAGAAUACAAUAGAGCAAAACGCGCAAGAGUCGAGGCAAUAGAUGGAAUGCACGCAAAUAUUGAAAGUCAUCAUUCUGUUCAACACAAUUUCCUCGUGUCGAUUUCCAAUGAAAUGGAAAGACAUGGUAGCCAAGUUAAUUCUUCUGUCAAAGAACAGAGUGCAAUUAUGAAGGAAUACCAAGUUGCCGCUAGCAAGAAUUUGGAAUCUGUUGAGCGCGCCAGAGCUACCAUCGCCAACAUGGGCAACAAAGACGACAUUCCUACCGGUAGUACUCCACGCAAGAGGAAAUGGCAGUAUGUUGACGAAUGGGCUCUAACCCAAAGCCGAGAGGAACUGCUGAAAAACUGGAAGCAAGACCCUGUGGCCGAUGACGAAAGUAGCGAACAAGAGGACAGACCGGAAUCCUCCAGUAGCCAUCGUACUUCAGAUGCCGCAAUACGCAGAACUCAUAUCCGAACGGACUCAGUUCAAUCAGAGAAUGUCGCCCUGCCUAUUCUAGAGGUGCAAGAGGGACGAAAGUUUGAGACUGUCAAAAAAGCUGACUCUCCCGCUGAACCGUUGGUUGAAUCCAGAAAACGCAAUGUGUUUCCUGUUGAUCAUCCUUUCCUGCGCUCUGUGGCAGAACUGGCUUCCGUUACUCGUUGGUUCGUCGUCGCCAAACUGUUUCCUUAUCUAUCUGAAUACAAAAUAAAACCAAUAGCGUUGACCUUUGUAUUGGCACCUCUUCCAAAUGCUCUCUUCUCACACUGCGGUUCGGAUGAACUCUCUUCGAGUUACGAAAGUUCAGCACCAGCGGUGGACCUUGGACGUUUCAUUACAUCUAUAUUCGUUGUGACAGGAUUUGCCUUGCCGAUUGUGCUUGCACAUUCCAACGUUAUCGACCCGAAAGCUUGUGCCAUGUCUAUUACAGGAGGAGGGCUUGUGUAUGCUACAAUUAUUGCAUACUCAGCGGCUUUCCGUCAGGAAGACUCCGAUUAUGAUUAA